AUGGUUUUUUGCAAUGAUUAUAAUUUGCACGACUUUGAUCUUGCCUUAUUCUACAGCAUGUUAGCGGCGGCCGCUGCUGCUCAUAUGCACCUUCUAUCGGCGGCUGCGGUUGCUGCUUCCUUGACUUCAUCAGCAGCCGCGGCAGCUGCUGCUGUGGCAGCAGGUCGUUGUGCCGGUCGCGCCGACAAUACCACCACCAGUAGCGCCAGUAGCAACAGCAUCCCUGGCCGUCUCGUGAACGGGGGCGAGCGGAGCCGUUCCGGUUCUUUGUUGGCCUCUCCUAGGGCCUCUUCGUCUAGCGCUAGUGUGGCCUGUUGCGACGUCACGCGAGCUCAUUCGACACAGGACAGCGGUAUUUCUGGCUCUAGGGGCAGAUCUUCUUCUUCCUCCUCUUAUUCUACCGCUGCCGUUGCCUCGCUGAACAGCGGCCCAACCAAGGCUGGAGUUAUGAUGUCUGGUGUCCCACCUGGUGCCCCGGCCUCCAGACAUUUUGGCCGUGGCCUCAGAACGCCAUGCUGCCCUACGACUGGCCAAUGGGCUCACUCGUUUUCCCCCGUCGCUUCACACUUUUCCCCGCUUGGGUAA
Molecule: messenger RNA, 585 nt
Organism: Protopolystoma xenopodis
Lineage: Eukaryota; Metazoa; Platyhelminthes; Monogenea; Polystomatidea; Polystomatidae
Source: the annotation of a GenBank genome assembly